Messenger RNA from Drosophila rhopaloa, 1416 nucleotides. Its product is annotated as glutamate transporter polyphemus-like. Gene Ontology annotation, cellular component: vacuolar membrane. Gene Ontology annotation, biological process: amino acid transmembrane transport. NCBI's taxonomy places the organism in Eukaryota, Metazoa, Arthropoda, Insecta, Diptera, Drosophilidae. Bases 102 to 1391 code for a protein of 429 amino acids. Gene Ontology annotation, molecular function: amino acid transmembrane transporter activity. The record is from RefSeq and is a predicted model, not a curated record. The transcript has 6 exons.
CCGACUUCGGAAUGAUCCCAAGUAUUUAUUAAAAACUGUAUAUACUUUUAAAUGGUCAUCAAGGUCCUUUAUAUAAAUUAACGGUAUUAUUUUCACGGGGAAUGACGGACAGUACAUACGAUCCCUACCUGUACCGCAGUGUGGACAAACCUAUCUCAAAUUUUGGAGCAUUUACCUCCCUGAUAACAUGCGUCAUUGGAACUGGGGUUCUGGCCAUUCCAUUGGCAUUUAGCUUUUCGGGCACGCUUCUUGGCAUUUUUCUUCUGAUUGUUACGGCCAUUCUGCUCAUCCAUGGAAUACAACUGAUAGUGAUUUGCAUGGUGGAGUGCUCCCGUCGAAUGCAGAUCGGCUAUGCCUCAUAUCCGGACGCGAUGGUUUACUCCUUUUCCCAGGGCCCCAAAUGCUUUAGGUAUUUUUCCAGGGCUUCGGGUUACCUGGCGGACGUGGUGCUCUGUUUCUCACACUACGGAAUCUGUGUGGUGUAUCUAGUGUUUGUCGCCAGCAACGUAAAGACCGUGAUGGAUGACUACGAGAGUGUGGCCGACAUACGGUAUUAUAUUGCCUUUACUGGACUGCUAAGCAUACCCAUUUUCAGCAUUAUUCACCUGAAGUUUCUGAUUCCCAUAAACUUGUUGGCCAAUGUUUUGCUCUACAUUGGCUUCGCUAUGAUUUUUUACUACUUAUUUGAGAAUCUACCGCCGUUCUCUAAUGAUCAGCUUUUUGUGGGCGACUCCAUGAAGCUUCCCCUAUUCUUCGGAAUCAUCCUCUUCUCCAUAUCUUCGGUGGGCGUGAUGCUGGCCAUCGAGUCCAAGAUGGCUACACCGCAAAACUUCAUCGGGUGGUUUGGCGUUCUGGAUUUAUCCGCCAUAGUAGUCGUUAUCUCUUACAUAACGUUUGCAAUAUUUGGUUAUUGGCGCUAUGGAGGGGAAUUGAAAGCAUCCAUUACACUCAACCUCCCGAGCGAACCGUUGGCCCAUACAGCUCAAAUAGUUUUUGCCUUUGACGUCUUUCUGUCGUUCCCACUGUGCGGAUUCGUUGUGAUCGAUAUCAUCAUGACCCACUACUGGAACAAAAGUGGGAACCUGAAGCGGGCCAAGACGAAGGAGAUCAUUCUUAGGAUAUGCUUUGUGUUGGUCGCCACCCUCAAUGCAAUCGCCUUUCCGGGCUUGGGUCCCCUUUUAGCACUAACUGGAGCAUUCACCAUAUCACUGCUGAAUCUUGUCUUUCCGGCACUUCUUGAGAUCUGUUUGUACUACCCGGAGGAGUUCAACUACGGAAGGUUUAAGUGGAAGCUCGUCAAGGACAUAAUCAUGAUGAUAUUCGGAGUCCUCAUUCUGGUCCAAGGCACCGUCUUUGCCAUCAAGGACAUGAUAGAUUUCUAUGGUCAAUGAAAUGUAGUAAUGUAUCUGAAAAUAA